Messenger RNA from Cydia strobilella, 2397 nucleotides. It is a transcript of the gene RnrS, whose product is annotated as ribonucleoside-diphosphate reductase subunit M2. Lineage: Eukaryota; Metazoa; Arthropoda; Insecta; Lepidoptera; Tortricidae. Bases 133 to 1269 code for a protein of 378 amino acids. Gene Ontology annotation, molecular function: ribonucleoside-diphosphate reductase activity, thioredoxin disulfide as acceptor. Gene Ontology annotation, cellular component: cytosol. The record is from RefSeq and is a predicted model, not a curated record. Gene Ontology annotation, biological process: deoxyribonucleotide biosynthetic process. The transcript is spliced from 6 exons.
CACGUCUCCCUCCAGUGGGUUUUCUGACUUUAGUGUGUAUUGACCACUGUGCUGUGCUAUACAAUAUUUGUGUGGCAAAAUAAAGUGCUCUUUGUUUCAUUAAAAUACCUCCAGUGUUACUAAUACAGCAAAAUGUCUCUAAUCAACGACAAGGAAAAUCUCCACAACGGAAUCAACAACGUGCAUAUCAAGUCACCCGUAAAGAGUAACGUACUCGCAGCACAAAACGGCAACGUAAAAGAGGAAAAAUCAGACAAAAUGGAUGUUGAAAAAACCGAGGACGCCCCCGCGUUUGACCCCCAGCUGGAGCCCCUGCUGCGCGAAAACCCUCGUAGAUUUGUUAUCUUUCCAAUCCAGUACAACGACAUUUGGCAAAUGUACAAAAAAGCUGAAGCAUCCUUCUGGACUGUGGAAGAAGUGGAUCUCUCAAAGGACAUGCACGACUGGGAGAACCUAAAGGACAGUGAGAGACACUUCAUCAAGCAUGUGCUGGCAUUCUUCGCGGCCUCGGACGGAAUUGUCAAUGAGAACCUUGUGGAGCGCUUCUCACAAGAGGUGCAGGUCACUGAAGCCAGGUGCUUCUACGGAUUUCAGAUUGCUAUGGAAAAUGUACAUUCUGAAAUGUACUCUUUAUUGAUUGACACAUACAUCAGAGAUCCUAAGGAAAGAGAUUUCCUGUUCAAUGCCAUUGAAACACUUCCUUGCAUUAAAAGGAAGGCUGAUUGGGCUCUACAGUGGAUUGGAAGCAAGACCGCAACCUUCGGAGAGAGAAUAGUAGCCUUUGCCGCAGUUGAAGGCAUUUUCUUCUCGGGCAGCUUUGCUUCCAUCUUCUGGUUGAAGAAGCGAGGCCUCAUGCCUGGCUUGACUUUCAGCAAUGAGCUUAUUUCCAGGGAUGAGGGGCUCCACACGGACUUCGCGUGCCUGAUGUUCAAGCACCUCGUGCAGAAGCCGAGCAAGGCGCGCGUGCUGGCCGUGAUCCAGGAGGCCGUGGCCAUCGAGCAGGAGUUCCUCACGGACGCGCUGCCCGUGCGGCUGCUCGGCAUGAACUGCGAACUCAUGUCCGAAUACAUCCAGUUUGUCGCUGACAGGCUGCUCAUGGAUCUCAUCGGUGAAAAGCACUACAACACGAAGAACCCGUUCGACUUCAUGAACCUGAUCUCCCUGGAAGGCAAGACCAACUUCUUCGAGAAGAAGGUCGGCGAGUACCAGAAAUGGGGCGUCAUGGCCAACCGCAUGGACAACGUGUUCACACUAGACGCAGAGUUUUAGCAGUUUUAGAAUUACUUAUUUGUAGUAUCUUUUGCGUACUCUAAGGCGAUGUUAAACUUUUAAUCGUUUUUCUAUAGGGAACUUUCUGUAUGAAAUAAUUAUUUUGUACUAUUAAGACAACACUUAAAACAACUAACAAAAUGUGCCAUUUUCAAUUAAAAGGGUACCUCUUGUCGCUUGUCAGUAAGGCGCUAUUUCCAUAUAGCUUCCAUUAGAAAUCAACCUUAUCGACAACCGACAAUGUGGUACCUUUUGGUUGAAAACGUCACAAAUGAACACUAAUAGACCUAAUAGUUUAAAAAAAAACAAGUGCAGUGAUAUACACGCAUCAGCUUUCAGCUGCUAGUGUAUUAAACAAUAUAAUAAUAAUAAUAAUAAGACUAAAAAUAAAUAAAGGAAUAAUAAUAAUAAGACCCUUGGAUAAGGCACAAUAUUAAAAUAAAUUGUGUAUUUUGUAUAGUUUUAGCAUUUUUACAGUGGCAAAAAAGAGUAGAAAUUAAAAAGUGGCAACACUGUAGUGUCGUCCCUUUCAAAUCAAUCUAAGAAAAACGGGACGACACUACAAUGUUGCCACUUUAAUUUCUACUCUUAUUUGCCAGACUUAUAGUUACUUAUUUGUAUCUUUUGCGCACUCUAAGGCGAUGUUAAGCUUCUAAUCGCUUUUCUAUAGAGAACUUUCUGUAUGAAAUAAAUUAUUUUAUACUAUUAAGACCCUUGGAUAAGGUACAAUAUUAAUAUAAAUUGUGUAUUUUGUAUGUAUGUUUUCUCGAUCGCUGAAAGAGCGAGUGCACGGACUGACAGUAUUAUUUGUUCCAAUAAUAGUUAAUGCUUAAAAAAUUGAUAAGAUAUCUACCGGUGGAGCCGGUACGGUUAUUAAUUUUUUUUUUUCAUAAAUUCUUGACAUAGAAUAUUGACUACUAAGAUAAUUGUCCUUCAUUGUAAGUACCUGGCGGACAUAGAGUAUAUUAAAUAAGUAUACAUUUAAUAAGAUAUUAAUUAAGAAUGAACUUUAUUCCUGCAUUUUGUACUUUUUUUUAAGAAUUACUUUGGAUUAGGUUCUUAACGCAAUUUUCUUAGAAUCGUAACGUGUGAUAAUAAUUAUAAAUAAAAUUUUACUCUUAAUGACUA